Molecule: messenger RNA, 852 nt
Organism: Colletotrichum acutatum
Lineage: Eukaryota; Fungi; Ascomycota; Sordariomycetes; Glomerellales; Glomerellaceae
Product: family 16 glycosyl hydrolase
Exons: 2
Coding region: 1-852 (283 amino acids)
Biological process (GO): carbohydrate metabolic process
Molecular function (GO): hydrolase activity, hydrolyzing O-glycosyl compounds
Source: RefSeq, a predicted model, not a curated record
AUGCUUUCCAAAUACGCCCAACUUCUCUUUUCUCUCACACCGUUCGUCGGUGCUCUUGUGCCCCCAGCACAAGAUGGCAUGAGAAUCAUCUGGUCCGAGACCUUCCAAGGAAACGCCGGCGCACCCCCUCGAAGCGACACAUGGAACGUCGCCUUGGCCAUCGACACGAACAACGAGGUCCAGACUUACACCGAAUCAUCCUGGAACGUCCAAAUAUCGGGUGGUGAAACCAUUCAGCUCAUUCCCAGAAAGUCAGCAAGCGGCGUAUGGACAUCUGCACGUAUCGAGACCAAGGCAGCGUGGACACCCCAGCCGGGAGGGAAGAUGCGGGUUCAGUCAAUGUUCAGGAUGGGCGACAGCGCAAACAAGCAGGGCAUGUGGCCUGCCUUUUGGAUGCUGGGCGAUGCCGUUCGCAACGGGGUUCAGUGGCCUCUCUGCGGCGAGCUCGACAUCUUCGAACAGAUCAACGGUCAGGCCACGGCCACGGGUACCGUUCACUGCCAACAAGAAUCCGGCGGCAUCUGCAACGAGCCCAGCGGCCGUGGCGUGGCCACUUCGAUGCCCGACAACGGUUGGCACACUUGGGCACUGGAGUGGGACCGCACGUCGAACAACUGGGUCACCGAGACCAUCACAUGGUAUCGUGACGGUGUUGUCUUCAACCAGCUCAAAGGCAGCGAUAUUGGGGACGAGGGUAUCUGGGCGACCCUUUGUCACAUGCCCUACUAUGUGCUCAUGAAUGUAGCAGUUGUUUCAGGCGGCACGUUGCCUGGUUCUCCUACCGAUGCUACGCAGGAUGGCUACGGAAGCAUGAUGGAGAUCGGAUACCUUACCGUGUACCAGUCGCCUUGA